CAAGCGAAAAAAUUGCACAGUAGCCAAUAUUUGGCACUUGAAAUAUGAUCCAUCAAGAUACCAUUCUAAAUCAAACGGGAUUAGAACGAUGAGAUUAUGGAUAAAGAAAGCUAGAUUAGAAAAACAAUAAUUCACAAAGGGAUUUGGCCAUGUCUCGAUUUUCGGUAUAAAAGCCAACGAACCAACCUAGACUUUCCAGUUUGGUAGCUUAAACUAAGAGUGCCAAAAUGAAGAUUGCCAUUGUUGCCAUUGCCUGUGUCCUCGGGACCUUUGCUGCUGCAGAAACCGUAGAAGAACUAGGAUAUGACUGGGACAAUAUCAAAUCCCUGGAUCUUUUCGCCGAGCCCAUUGGCCCAGCCCCUCCUCAACCAGGUGGCCUCAGAGUGAUUGGAGGAACAGUUGCUGCCCGUGGCGCUUUUCCCUAUCAAGCUGCCUUGAUUGUGAACCUUCUCAGUUUCUGCGGUGCCUCCAUCAUCAGUGGCGAUUGGAUCUUGACUGCUGCUCACUGUGUUGACUCAGCUUUGGUGGUUCAAGUGGUGGUGGGCGCACAUAACCCCAGAACCACUGUUGAUGAACCCACUCAGGUCCGAUUGAGCGCCAACGGCCGUGUUAUUCACUCCGCUUGGGACAGGGCGAAUCUUCAAAACGACAUCGCUCUUCUGAGAGUGGCCGGUAUCCCAGUAGGAUCUCCUGGAAUUUCUUCCAUUUCCCUAGCCCCAGCCACUUCCGGAACUUUCGCUGGAUCAACUGGUAUCCUCACUGGAUGGGGAAGAACCAGCGAUGCCAGCAAUGCUGUAUCCAACGAACUCAGAACAGUUCAACUCCCCAUUCUGACCAACGCAGUUUGCCAGAGCUCUUUCGGCAGCAUCGUCACUGCUCAGCACAUCUGCACCUCAGGGGCCGGAACUCGAGGAGCCUGCAAUGGCGACUCUGGUGGCCCAUUGGUGGUUAGCGGUGUUGAAGUUGGUGUUGUUUCAUUUGGAGCUAGUCAAUGCGAAGCAGGACAUCCCUCAGUGUUUGCCAGAGUUUCCUACUUCAGGAACUGGAUCUCAUCCAACUCCGGCAUCUAAUGAUUUUGAGCGAGCGAUUUGAUUAAAUUUUGUUUUUUUGCUU
Molecule: messenger RNA, 1113 nt
Organism: Dendroctonus ponderosae (mountain pine beetle)
Lineage: Eukaryota; Metazoa; Arthropoda; Insecta; Coleoptera; Curculionidae
Product: brachyurin-like
Exons: 4
Coding region: 228-1070 (280 amino acids)
Biological process (GO): proteolysis
Molecular function (GO): serine-type endopeptidase activity
Source: RefSeq, a predicted model, not a curated record